AAAGAAAACUAGAGCAACAACAACAAAACACACACACACACACAACAAAGAUAGAAAAAAAAAAUGGGAAGUUAUUUAGAAGAGGGAUUGUUAGUGAAAGAGAAAUUAUUUGAGGAAAAUAAUAUUGAAGUUGUGUUAAGAGAUGAAGAAGUGAAAUGGGAUGUUAUAUGGAUGGAAAUAAAGAGGAUUGGUUAUUUGGCUGGUCCAAUGGCAUCAGUAACACUAUCACAAUAUUUGUUACAAGUUAUAUCUAUGAUGAUGGUUGGUCAUUUGGGUCAACUUUACCUAUCUAGCACUGCUAUUGCUGUCUCUCUUGCUACUGUCACUGGCUUAACUCUUCUUUUAGGAAUGGCAAGUGCACUAGAAACACUAUGUGGACAAGCAUAUGGAGCAAAGCAAUACAAGAAAAUUGGAACACAAACAUACACAGCUAUCUUCUCUCUAUUUAUAGUUUGCAUUCCCCUCUCCAUGUUAUGGAUAUACAUAGGACGAUUACUCGUAUUCAUCGGACAAGAUCCUCAUAUCUCACAUGAAGCUGGAAGAUUCAUAAUGUGUUUAAUCCCAACGCUCUUUGGCUCUGCAGCUCUUCAGCCCCUCGUUCGAUAUUACCUAAUGCAAAGUAUGAUCCUUCCUUUAAUCAUAAGUUCAUGCGUGACGAUAGCUAUUCAUGUACCACUAUGUUGGUUGCUAGUUUAUCACACUAGCUUCAAGAAUAUUGGGGCUGCAUUCGCGAUGGACAUAUCCAUUUGGUUAAAUGUCACAAUUCUCGCGUCAUACAUGAGGUUUUCCUCUGCUUGUGAGAAAACUCGCGUGCCUAUUUCAUUAGAGAUUCUCUAUGGAACGAAAGAGUUCUUUCGUUUUGCUAUCCCUUCAGCUGUCAUGAUAUGUCUUGAAGGAUGGUCAUUCGAGUUCAUUGUGUUGUUAUCGGGGCUAUUGCCAAAUCCUGAGCUUGAAACUUCAGUGUUGUCUGUAUGCCUCAACACUAUUGCUACACUUUAUUCAAUUCCAUAUGGUCUAUCUAGUGCUGUAAGCACGAGAGUUUCAAACGAGCUAGGAGCUGGAAAUCCACAGAGAGCGCGUAUUUCUGUUUUCACAGUGAUGCUCCUUACAGUAAUGGAGGCUAUACUAAUAAGCGCGACUCUAUUUGGUUGUCGAAACAUUUUUGGUUUCAUUUACAGUAGUGAGAUGGAAGUUGUGAACUAUGUUGCAAAGAUUGCUCCUCUUCUUUCAUUAUCUGUCAUAAUGGAUGCCUUACAAGCUUCUCUUUCAGGUGUUGCUAGAGGGUGUGGUUGGCAACAUAUUGGAGCCUAUGUAAAUCUUGCUUCAUUUUACCUAUUUGGAAUUCCUAUAGCUAUUUUAUUAGGUUUUUGGUUAGAACUUAGGGGAAAAGGUCUAUGGAUUGGCAUAUUAUGUGGUGCAACACUUCAAACUAUUCUCCUUUCUAUUAUAACAAGCUUCACUAAUUGGAAAAAACAGGCAGAAAUGGCAAAGGAGAGGCUUCUUGAGGUAAAAUGAGUUAACAACAACAUGAUGGGGUAAAAAAGAUUAUAUUUAUAUAUAUAAAACAAAAAGAGCUCCAUUUUGCCUCAAUUUUGACAAUUUAUAUUUUGGAGAUUGUACCUAAUAUUUGUUGUGUGACCUUCUACAACUAAUAUGAUUAAUCAUAUCUUUAUAGAGUGUAGUUUAUAAUUUAUUUUAUUUGUAUAAUCACAAAAAUUGUGUCUUGAAGUGUGAAGGUCUACAAGUAAUACAUUUUUUUAAUGUAGAUUUUGUAUUUAGAUGUUGUGUAAUCACCAAAUUUCAUUAUUGAAGAGUG
Molecule: messenger RNA, 1816 nt
Organism: Solanum pennellii
Lineage: Eukaryota; Viridiplantae; Streptophyta; Magnoliopsida; Solanales; Solanaceae
Product: protein DETOXIFICATION 14-like
Exons: 7
Coding region: 64-1515 (483 amino acids)
Biological process (GO): xenobiotic detoxification by transmembrane export across the plasma membrane
Cellular component (GO): membrane
Molecular function (GO): antiporter activity; xenobiotic transmembrane transporter activity
Source: RefSeq, a predicted model, not a curated record